AUGCUUUCCCGUCGAAUUGCCCAGGCUCCGGCCCUGCGAUCCCUCAUUUCGCGACGAGCACUUCCCGUUGUUCAAACCCGGACUUUCAUCCCCAACGCCGUCAACGACAAUGCCAUCUUGGAGGAGAAGUACCCUGAGCCCCCCAAGUUGACCGAAGCCGAGGACCCCAACCAGAACGGUGCAUACAUCAACCCUCCUCGCGUCAAGCGACAGUUCCGCGACCCUCACGCCGACUGGUGGGACAAGCAAGAGCGAAGAAACUUCGGCGAGCCUGUACACGAGGACCACGACAUGAUGGGGAUGUUUACUCCCCACGAGUACACCUGGGUGUCCCCGGCCAAGGGUGCCCUGCAAAUCGGUGCCUUCGUAGCCACCGUCUUCGGCCUCUGCUGGGUUAUUGCACAGGUAUAUCCUGACAAGCAGUCAUUCCCCCGAGAGUUUGAGGGUGGUCUGGAGCGGGAACUGGGCGGAUCGGGCGCCAUGAGGGCAAGAUCGCCCGAUGACCCUGAACCAUACCAGUCUGAGGAGGCUGAAGAAUAA
Molecule: messenger RNA, 540 nt
Organism: Truncatella angustata
Lineage: Eukaryota; Fungi; Ascomycota; Sordariomycetes; Amphisphaeriales; Sporocadaceae
Product: NADH:ubiquinone oxidoreductase subunit
Exons: 3
Coding region: 1-540 (179 amino acids)
Cellular component (GO): mitochondrion
Source: RefSeq, a predicted model, not a curated record